Messenger RNA from Lachancea nothofagi CBS 11611, 948 nucleotides. The record is from the annotation of a GenBank genome assembly. Lineage: Eukaryota; Fungi; Ascomycota; Saccharomycetes; Saccharomycetales; Saccharomycetaceae.
AUGAAUACAGCAGAGAGCGAUGACGCUGUUUUAAGCAGACACCGUGCUGAAAAGAAAGACCUACAGAACAAAAUAACAGGGAUGAAGAAGCAAGCUACUAAAUCGAAACGGAAACAAGUCAAUGCGCGCUGCGAAGAGCUCGAGUAUGAGCUUCUUCAAAAACACGAGCUCGAGCUGCAGAGUCUCAGAGGAGCCGAGAAUGGAUCACCAGAGCUCCUCGAGGAUAAUGCCACCCCAGAAGAGUUACUUGAGCAAUUAAGCUUAAAGACUGCUACCGAAGUUCCUUCAAACACGCCAAAGCGUGAUUCUACAAACCUUGUAACGCAACCCAAAAAGCAUCGCAACCGCCAGAAGGAAAGGAUAGCAAAGCGCGAGGCUGAGAUUGACCGUAUCAGGGAAGCCGCGGCACUUGAAGCUGCUGAGCAGCCUGACUACAAGAAAAUGGAACAGGAUGCGUUGGACGACUUGUGCCGCAUCAAUAACCUCAAACAGCUGGAUAUCCAGCCAAACGGCCACUGUCUGUUUGCAUCAAUUUUGGAUCAAAUGCAAUCCCGCCAUCCGGAGGAUGCUAUCUAUGAUAUACCAUCUGCAUACUCCCAAACUAAGAAUCCUCAAGAUUUCGACGUUUACGUGCUGCGAUCUUUGUCGUCAUCCUUUAUCCGAGCGAAUCGAGACGAUUUUAUACCGUACCUUUUCGACGAAGCGACCCUAACGAUGAAGGAAGUUGACGAAUACACCAAGACAAUGGAAGAGUCUGCGCAAUGGGGCGGUGAAGUCGAGAUUCUGGCCCUUGCCAAAGUUCUUAAAUGUUGUAUAAGUGUGAUGAUGAGUGGGAGAGCUACGCACAAAGUUAAUGAGGACGAUCACACCAACCCUGAGCUAAAACUUGUGUAUUACAAACACAGCUAUGCACUGGGAGAGCAUUAUAAUUCUCUUCGUGAUUUAUAA